CCGCCGGAUGCGCGCGCUACGUCUGAUCUACAUUCUACGUGUUUCUACGUAGAUCUCGACGCGCUCUACGUAGCGGUUCUGAAUGCACCUGCUACACGAUUCUUGAAAGUUCCUUUACAAAAAUGCGCUCUUGUCAGCGUCCCUCGCACGGUUGACGCGAUGUCCGAAUCGAAUUCGCCUAAAACGGAUACCAGUAGCUCCAGCCUCCUGCGGCAGUUUCGCUUUCAAAAAAAACAAACGAAAGCAAUAAACAUGUCUGAUGACGAUAGUAAUUUGGUAAGUUCUGAUGCACAAGUGCGCCGUAAAGCUGUAAAUCGUAUUGAGGAUAGCGACAGUGAUAUUGGUAGCCCAGCUAAAUCAAGUUUAGACUGUAAUGCCAAAGGUAAAGAGAAUAAGUUAAAGUACCUGACAGCUUUGUAUCCACAGACUGAUGUAUUGCUUAUAGAGGAAGAACUUAGUAAUACUAAUUGGAAUGUUGACGAGGCCGAGGAAGCACUUAAAAAGAAUAGAAAAAGGAGUUUGAAGGAAUCUGCAAAAUCUAGUAAAAAGAAAAGAAGAAAAAUGAAUGUAGAUGAAGAUGUAGAUAUUGAUUCAGAUGAAGGAAAUUAUAAAGACAAAGUAUUCAAUAGUGAUGAAGACUCGGAUAUAGAGAUAUCUAAUGAGCUCACAGGUGAUAAAAAGGCAGUUUUGGAAUUUAUGCGAACUGCUCUGCUUUCAGAGCUCCUUCUCAUGUCUCAAUGUUCUCAAAAGCGAGCUAAUGCUAUUGUAGAAGCGAGACCAUUUGAAGAUUGGAGAGACUUAGUAAAUAAAUUUCAAAAUACAAGAUACUUAGACACAGAAUUACUAAAUGCAGCUCAGGUAUUAUUAUCUACACGUCAUGUAGUAGAGAGUCUAAUGAAAAAAUGCCUUCGUUUAUCCACCAAUAUGGAAAAAGCUGUGGCUGCUGGUGCUUCAGCUAUAACACAACAACCAAAAGCACUAUCUUCGCAUUUAACAUUAGCUCCAUACCAAAUGGUUGGCUUGAAUUGGCUCGCCGUUAUGCAUGCACAAAAUGUGAAUGGUAUAUUAGCUGAUGAAAUGGGUCUAGGAAAAACGGUACAAGUGAUAGCAUUUCUAACAUAUUUAAAAGAAGCUUGUCUUCUCAAUGAAAGAGAUGGGCCUCAUUUAAUUGUUGUUCCCAGUUCGACUAUGGAAAAUUGGUGGAACGAAUUAGAAAAAUGGUCACCUGAUUUGAAAGUUGUACAAUAUUAUGGCUCUCAAGAAGAACGAAAAGAUAUGCGAAUGGGAUGGCGAAGUGGUGAUCUUGAUGAUGUUGAUGUUCUGUUAACUACAUACAAUUUAAUUUGUAGCACUCCAGAGGAGCGUAGAUUAUUUCGGGUUAUGCGGAUUAACUAUGUAAUUUUUGAUGAAGCUCAUAUGCUCAAAAAUAUGAGCACUGUUAGAUAUGAAAAUCUUGUUAGGAUUAAUGCUAAGCAUCGGAUUUUGUUGACUGGUACACCUCUACAAAAUAAUUUAUUGGAAUUAAUGUCUUUAUUGAUAUUUGUAAUGCCUUCAUUGUUUGCUGGCAAACAAGCAGAUAUAAAAAGUUUAUUCUCCAAAAAUUCUAAAGGCGAUAAAAGAAACGGAGAACAGCCGCUGUUCGAAAGAGAACAAGUUAAGAAUGCAAAGGAAAUUAUGCGACCAUUUGUUCUUCGACGACUUAAAAGUCAAGUCCUACGUGAUUUGCCUUAUAAAAAAGACGAAAUCAUACGAUGCGCAUUAAUUGAGAAACAGCAAAGCAUGUAUAAUAAAUUAGUCGCACAAUUUUCAGCAGAGGCUAGCGAAAUUACGGAAGUGAAUGGAACUGGCAUGAUGAUGCAAUUGAGAAAACUCGCCAAUCAUCCCCUUCUCGUACGCGAUUAUUACGAUGAGAAAAAACUUAAAGCUAUAGCAAACAGAUUGGUGAAAGAACCAGGUUACAAACAGAAGAAUUCAGAGUAUGUCUUUGAAGAGUUGAUUUGGACAUCUGAUUAUCAAAUAAAUCAAUUGACACGUAUGUACAAAAGUGUAGCUGGCUUUGGUUUGCCCCAGGAGCUUAUUCCUCAAGCUGGAAAAUUAAAGGAAUUGGACAAAUUACUACCACAACUGAAAAAAGAUGGUCAUAGAACACUCAUUUUUAGCCAAUUUACUAUGAUAUUAGACAUACUCGAGGAAUAUUUAACUAUUAGAGGACACACAUUCUUAAGGCUAGACGGUAGUACACCUGUGACUGAAAGACAGACUCUUAUAAACGAAUAUACACAAGAUGAAAAUAUAUUCAUAUUUUUACUAUCUACAAGAGCCGGAGGUUUGGGGAUCAAUUUAACAGCUGCCGAUACUGUUAUAAUUCACGAUAUAGAUUUCAAUCCUUACAAUGAUAAACAAGCAGAAGAUCGAUGUCAUCGUGUUGGGCAAGAAAAACCGGUUACGAUAAUUAGAUUAUUAAGCGAAAACACAAUAGAGGAAAAUAUGUAUGAGAUAGCUCAAGAAAAAUUGCAUCUUGAACAACAAAUUACUGGAAAUGAAGAAAGUGAUAGUACAGAUAAGAAAUCUGUUCUAAAAUUAUUAAAAAUGACCAUAGGCCAGGAUGCUCACAAUAAAUCUUUAUCACCAACGAAAAAUACAUGUAAAGCAUUUGAUGUAAUAGAAAAUAACGAAAGUUGUAAAUAGCUUAUAACUCUAUUUGUAAUAAUCAUAAUUUUGAUAUAUUCCAAUUUCAUCUAUACUGAAAAUGUCAUACAGGGACAAUAAUAUUUUGUAAAAAA
Camponotus floridanus (Florida carpenter ant) is the source of this 2783-nucleotide messenger RNA. It is a transcript of the gene Etl1, whose product is annotated as SWI/SNF-related matrix-associated actin-dependent regulator of chromatin subfamily A containing DEAD/H box 1 homolog. Gene Ontology annotation, molecular function: chromatin binding; ATP binding; ATP-dependent chromatin remodeler activity. The transcript has 12 exons. Bases 160 to 2688 code for a protein of 842 amino acids. Gene Ontology annotation, cellular component: nucleus. Lineage: Eukaryota; Metazoa; Arthropoda; Insecta; Hymenoptera; Formicidae. The record is from RefSeq and is a predicted model, not a curated record.